CAGGAUUUUAGAUCAACAGAAUAGCAGCAGCUUAUAUGAUGGUUGUAUGUGUGUAGAGUCGGUAUACAUUUUUAUAACGUUCAUAAUAGAAAUAGUCUAUGUAGAACAAACAUGCUUCUGACAUGGAGAAUACGGAAUCACGUCAGCUCUAUUCGUGGAAUUUCUAUCUGCAAAGUUCGAGAAUGUUUGACAACUGAACGUGACCAAAAUUUGCACUGGUUUGAGUCCAGUAGACAAGAACUACAUUUCCCACGAACCACUGGUCUCUAUUUCGACACUGUAAACUGGCGGACGGGAGAAUUAACACUGCAUCUUGUGGAACAGCAACAAAAGGCAGUACAAUGUUUACAGAGAUUCUGUUAGCCCUGGUGGUGGGAGGAGUAGUCUACUUCCUGGUGCAGAGGAGUAAGAGGCAUCAGCUGAAGAGUGAGGAUGGCUGGUGGGGGGAGGGGACUCCCAUGGCUGGGGAAGAAGAUCUCAGCAUUCGCCCCUACACAGUCCAAACAGAUGACGAGGAGUUGGAGGACCUGUACAGGCGAAUAGACCAGACCCGACCCUUCCCCUCUCUAGAGGACAGCCAGUUCAACUACGGCUUCAACUCCCACUAUCUGCAGAAGGUGGUCACCUACUGGAGACGUGACUUUGACUGGAGGAGACAAGUGGAAAAACUGAACAAAUUCCCACAUUACAAAACCAACAUUGAAGGCAUUGAUGUCCACUACGUCCAUGUGCGGCCCAAGAACCUCCCUGAGGGUGUGACUGCUGUGCCUCUGCUCAUGGUGCACGGCUGGCCAGGCUCUUUCUACGAGUUCUACAGGAUGAUACCCCUCCUGACUCAACCCUCCAACCCAGACGACAUCGUGUUUGAGGUGGUGUGUCCUUCCAUCCCUGGGUACGGCUUCUCCGAGGCUCCACAUAAGAAAGGUUUUGACUCGGUGUGUGCGGCCCGUGUGUUCCACAAGCUGAUGAAGAGACUGGGCUUCCAACAGUUCUAUGCUCAUGGAGGAGACUGGGGAUGGAUCGUCACUACCAACAUGGCCCAGCUGGAGCCCAAAAUAAUCAAAGGCUUACAUCUCAACUUUGCUCCCCCAUCCAAACCGGGCCUGCCCGUGGUUCUGUCUAUAAUGCUGGGCCGCAGUUUCCCCAAGCUGUUUGGCUUCAACGAACACGACAUUCAGCGCAUCUACCCCGUUGUGCAGAACCUAGUGGUGGAGUCUGUCAAGGAGUCAGGAUACUUGCACAUCCAGGCCACCAAGCCUGACACUGUGGGUCGAGCGUUGAAUGAUUCUCCGGUGGGUCUUGCUGCCUAUAUCUUGGAGAAGUUCUCCACCUGGACUGACCAUGACUUCAGGAACCUGGAUGACGGAGGACUUACGAGGAAGUUCAGUCUGGAUGACCUGCUGACCAACGUGAUGAUCUACUGGACAUCUGGCUGCAUCAUCUCCUCUAUGCGCUUCUACAAGGAGAACUUCAGCAAGGGUCUUGACCAGCCACACUCAAAGAUGCCAGUGCACGUGCCCACCGGUUUUGCCUGCUUCCCCAACGAGCUGAUGCACACCCCCAAGCUGUGGGUGCAGCAGAAGUACCGCGAGCUGAAGACCUUCACGCCCAUGGCCCGAGGAGGACACUUCGCCGCCAUGGAGGAGCCAGAACUCAUGGCCCAGGACAUCCAGAACUUCACCAAGAUGCAGGAGAAGAUGAAGUGAUCGCUCUGCACAUCUGCCUUUCCUGUUUACCAAAUGACACCAGAUGCUAGGUCAGCGAGCACUGGUAUUACAAUAGCACUGACAUGUGAAGUUACUUCCUGAUAAACCCAUAGAGAGAAUCCUCUGCCAUAGCUGCCUUUUUACACACAUCUGGAAAUGAUUCUAGCCAUGUCACAUAUCUGUUUGUGCUGUUUUGGCAUGACAACGACCAUAUGACAGUCCCUCCAGGAUUCUGCGAUCGCAACUCGAUAGAUACUAUGCGAGGGGCUUGCAAAUUUGACCAAUCACCGCACUAUUUCUGCUUAAAACAGUAAAAUCAUUGCAAUAUUAUCGCAUAAAACUGACCCAUCACCGCAGUACAAAAAUAGGGCUUGCAAUUUCAACCAACCACCGCACAUUUUGCUGCAUUAUGUGGUUCAAUCAAGCCACACGUCAACAAACUUUUCCCCUGAUCAGCGCAUUUCCAUGACAAAUUGAACAAAAUCAUUGCAUAUUGCCAAGCAAAUGUCAGCACUGCUGCAGCAAAAUCAAGCAUUUUUGCCUGCAAAUAUCACAAAGGAUCCCCAUGAAAUCCUGGAGGAAGGAUAUGUGACAAGACUACACAAACAGAUCUGUGACCAGGCUAACAUAGUACAGUAAAGCCUCCCAUUGACUACUACCAAUGAGAUGGGGAAGAAAAGUGUUCCUCAACUUACUCUCUAGUUAGGAAAUGAUCCAUGGACCAAUUGAGAAGAGUGAAUAGAAGACAAUUUCGUGAAGGUUGUUCCUGAAUCAAUGUUGAGGAGAGCACAGAUAGUUAUGUUUUGAUUACUCGCAUAGUCUAGCUCUGAGUGGUUAUCAAAUGAUGCACAAAAUAUCAGAUAUGUUUUAAUUUUUGCAAUAGUUGCCAGAGACUGAAAUGUGUGUUUUAUUCUGAUCACCUGUUCUGUUGUUAUUUACAAUGUUAUAGCAUUCCAUAAAUAGCACUUUGCAUUUAUUUCAGAAACUAAUCUAUAUAUAUUUUCUGGACAAAUUAUAUUAAUAAACAUUUAAAUUCAA
Oncorhynchus mykiss (rainbow trout) is the source of this 2744-nucleotide messenger RNA. Its product is annotated as epoxide hydrolase 1. Gene Ontology annotation, molecular function: epoxide hydrolase activity. Gene Ontology annotation, biological process: epoxide metabolic process. The record is from RefSeq and is a predicted model, not a curated record. Lineage: Eukaryota; Metazoa; Chordata; Actinopteri; Salmoniformes; Salmonidae.